This is a messenger RNA of Vicia villosa (hairy vetch), 2217 nucleotides long. RefSeq names its product high mobility group B protein 15-like. The transcript has 7 exons. The coding region runs from base 719 to 1987 and encodes 422 amino acids. The record is from RefSeq and is a predicted model, not a curated record. Gene Ontology annotation, molecular function: DNA binding. NCBI's taxonomy places the organism in Eukaryota, Viridiplantae, Streptophyta, Magnoliopsida, Fabales, Fabaceae.
GGUAACCUCACAAAUGGUUUUUACCCUGAAACAGUGUCAGAAAUUAUAUAAUAAAGUUUUGACUUUGAUUUUUUAUAUAUAAGAUAUUGUAAAGUUUUGUCAGAGAUUAUAAUUUAUAGGGUAUAUAGUAGUGUAUAGGUUCUGAACAGUGUUUUGGUUUUGGGUUAAAUGAAAGUGACUUUGAAGUGUUUGUGCUUUGGUCUGUGUGAAUGUGUCUUUAUUACAAUAGCGUAAAAGGGUCUUUCUUUUUGCUGUUUUUACUGUUAUUGUUUCAAAGGUUUGAUGGGUUCAUGCUGCUGUGUUGUGUUGUGUUGUGUUGUGUUGCAUUGCAUCCUCGGUAAUCUGGAAGAAUUCAUGGCUUUGUUGUUGUUACAGCUUUUUUAUGUACCUUUUUUCUUGGGGUUUGUAUCUAAUAUCUAUACUAUACUGUAUAGUGUAUAGUAUACUAGUACUACUACCCUUCUUCUUACUGAUAGUUAUUUCAUCAGAGGUUUCAAGGUUGUUGUUUCAGCUCUGGAUUUUCUGAUGCAUGCUGAUUUUAUUGGUUGUUCUUUCUUUCUUUUUCUGUUUUGUUGUCUUCAAGGUAGAUGAGAUUAACAAGAGGAGAGGAGAUGAAACAGUUUCUCUCUUCUUAUCCUUAAAAAACUUGUCUGUUUCUUUUUUUUUGUCUGCAUGUAUAGAUAGAAAAAUAUUGAAGACUGAAUAUAUUGUGUUGUGAAUGGCAUCAACAUCUUGUGUUAUGAAGACUCCAUUAGCUAUGAAAGAGACGGGUUCAAGCUGUGGUCAAUAUCCUCCUCCUAUGGCAACGUAUGAAGAGGUUGUAGACAAUCCUAAGCUCUUUUUGCAUAGCUUGGAGAAGCUCCAUGCUACUAUGGGCACCAAGUUCAUGGUUCCUAUUAUUGGGGGAAAGGAGUUGGAUUUACACCGCCUCUUUGUUGAAGUGACUUCUCGUGGAGGGAUUGAGAAAAUCAUUAAAGAGAGAAAAUGGAAAGAUAUAACUUUAGUUUUCAAUUUUCCAUCAACGGCUACAAAUGCUUCUUUUGUGCUGAGGAAGUACUAUACUUCAUUACUCUACCAUUAUGAGCAAAUCUAUUAUUUUAAAGCUCAUAACUGGACCCAUGCAGCUUCUGAUGUUUUGCAGAGUCCAUCAUCCACCCCAGUUUCUGCUCCGAAGAUACCGUUUUCGCAUCCUUCAUCUGAAGCUCAACCAGCUGCCGUUCAGCCGUUAAAUGUUAAUGCUGCUAGACUGCCUGAAGCAAUGGCAUCAUCUUCGGCAGGGUCUCAUGUUGUCGGGGUCAUUGAUGGGAAAUUCGAAAGUGGCUAUCUAGUUACUGUCACAAUCGGUUCGGAGAAACUCAAGGGUGUACUUUAUCAAGCUCCACAAAAUGCUGCUGUGUUGCCAGCACCGCCAGCACCCAACCAGAGUGCUUCGGAUAUUAACAACAACGCUGGUGUCCAUCGUCGCCGGCGUAGGAAGAAAUCAGAAAUGAAAAAGAGAGAUCCUGCUCACCCAAAACCAAACAGAAGUGGAUACAACUUCUUCUUUGCAGAACAACAUGCUAGGCUUAAACCUCUUAACCAAGGGAAGGACCGAGAGAUCAGUAGGACCAUCGGUGAACUCUGGAACAAGUUAAACGAAUCUGAAAAAGCAGUUUAUCAAGAACAAGCCAUGAAGGACAAAGAGAGGUACAAAACAGAAAUGGAGUCUUACCGCGAGAAAUUGAAGAUGGAUCAAGUCAUUAGUGAUGCGAUGCCACUUCAACAGCGACUUCCUGAAGCCGAUACGGACAUGUUGAAUGCUGAUAUGAAAUUUGAUGAAGCUGAGGCAGAUUCUCUUCAAACACCAGAGGAGAGCAGUUCGGUCGGAAGCGAGUAUGAAGAUGAUAAAGGCAUGGAGAAAGAUUUUAGUGUGGAUGCAUUUCCUGUUAUAGGAGUUGGAGCUGAGGCUAUGGAUUCAGUAGAGAAAUCAUCCAAGGGGGGCUUAUGAGGUUCUUGAUUAAGUUCUUAAAAGAAGUUGGAGGAGAAGAGAAAUUAACUGGCACUAAGGUAGCACAUAAGUAGAUUUUCUUAGGAAUAUUUUUAUAUGUUUCAUUGCAUUGGAGACUUUGAGGUAGGAUGAAAUUGCAGUGAUUACCUGCUUGCUGAUUAUCAUAGUGAUCAACCGGGCUUGGUCAUUUUAUUAUUCAAUUUAAGGUGCUCAUUUUGGCUUAAUAGUUA